This is a messenger RNA of Dicrocoelium dendriticum, 3759 nucleotides long. Lineage: Eukaryota; Metazoa; Platyhelminthes; Trematoda; Plagiorchiida; Dicrocoeliidae. The record is from the annotation of a GenBank genome assembly.
GGCUGGCUUGCCGAACUACCUCCCCGUGGUGCCAGCUGGGUGGUUCGGGUGUACCCCGUUCCAGCAAAGUGUUCGGCGACAAUGUUCCACCUCCGUGGGGCAUUGUAUUCCAGCAAUUGUGCUGACUUCAUGGGGAGUAUUGGGCCCCUGUUUGGUAAUCUACCAAACAAAGGCGCAUGAGCUGAUCAUUCAGUCAACGCCUCCCAAUGGGCGCGAUUCCCUAAAUUCGCCCCGCUGCCUUGCGGGUAGGUUAUUUAGCCAAAGGCUCGGGGUGGAGUCCCUUAAGUCAACUCCCUACUUCGGCUUGGGCAACCGGGUAGUAUCACGCCCUCUCACAAAACCAUGGACUGUACCACAACGCGCUCAUCAGCUACUAUUCCUGCUACUCACUUUCACGCUACUCCAUCACACGCCAAUUGUUUGUUUGCUAACAAUCCUCACUUUCGGUUACCCGAUUCAUCUGUUCAACAAUCUGGCUGCGAUUCCGGUUGCUCCGCAGAUCAAGGAAUUCAACCUAUGGCUCUCCUUCGUCCCCAAUCCUCGUUCCGUCUAGCGUGCUUCAACGUCCGGACACUCAUGCAGAUUGGACAGCAAGCCGGUCUAGCGCGCACCCUAGAUUCCCUAGACAUUGAUGUCUGCUGUCUUUCAGAAACCCGAUUGCAAGAUCCCAGCACUGUGCUUACAUUGACAUCCCCCACUGACCACGAAGCCAGAUAUCACCUGCGUCUUUCUGGAGAUCCAGAAGCAAGCUCAGCGGGUUUGGCUGGUGUAGGUAUAGCACUGAGUGGCAAGGCCGAGGCGGCACUACUGGACUGGUUCCCGAUUAACAGCCGACUAUGUGCAGUUCGGCUUCGGGGUUCAUGUAGAAUCAACAGGCAACGCGAAGAGAGACGCAACUUGUUUGUGAUCUCUGUAUACGCUCCAACUGACUGCAGUAGCGACUCGGUCAAGGACGAUUUCUACCGAGAUCUACAACAGCUCUUGACUAAUGCUAAAAAGUCGGAUGUCGUUAUCCUUGCUGGGGAUUUUAAUGCACGGGUUGGCCGCCUGUUACCAUACGAACGCCACCUUGGUGGUCAUCACGCGCUCGAUGAGAACCGCUCUGAUAACGGAGAGAGACUUCUCACAUUGUGCGAGGACAACCGUCUGUUUCUCUCGAGCACUAGCUUCAGGCGUACGAAGAAACGUUCCGCAACUUGGCGUCCCCCUUCGCCAACACAACCUUGGUCUCAAAUUGAUCACAUUGCGAUUAGCUUCAGAUGGCGCGGCAGCGUACUGGACUGCAGGUCCUUUUGGUCCACUUUCGUUGAUUCAGAUCAUGCUCUGGUCUGCGCGAAAAUCUGUAUGUGUUUUGGAGGAUCCCGAAACACGAAGCACCGCAAGAUUGAUGUAAACAGAUUAACUGAUUCCUCUGUCCAGGAGAGCUAUCAGUCUUCACUGGCAUAUGCACUCAGUUGCAAUCCACCGCGAGAAGUGGAACAACACUGGACUUGUAUACGGAAAGCGCUGACCAUUUCCGGACAGUCAUACUGCGGUCUAACUCGACGCCCUUUGAAGUCUUGGAUCUCUGCUCGUUCUCUGGAGCUCUUCGAACGCCGCAAAGAUAUCUCCGCGGAAUCAGAUUGCAACGAGCGGCGCCGUUCUACCAACCGGCUGCUUAAGCAAAGCCUCCGCAAGGAUCGCGAGACAUGGUGGUCUGAGCGUGCUUUAGAGAUGGAGACUGCUGCCCUCUCUGGUAACACUCGCAGGCUUUUCCAACUCAUUCGGUCCACUGGCCUCAGGAAGCCUGGUGUCAGUGAGGUCAUUUGUGAGGUGGAUGAGUCUCCGAUCACCAACCAACAGAGGCGUAUGGACCGCUGGGCCGAGCACUUUCACUCGCAGUUCAACUGACCUCCACCAUCCAUCAGUACAUGCAGUACACCUUGCUGUCCACCUUGGCUAGUCCCAUUGAAUCCACCCAGCGAAGCGGAAGUCUGCCUCGAGAUUCGACGCUUGAAGCGCUUCAAGGCUGCCGGCUUAGACGGACUUCCUCCGGAGCUAUUCAAGUAUGGCGGUGUGGCAGUCAUUAACCAGCUAACCGCGCUGUUCGCAAAAAUUUGGCAUGAAGAGAGAGUGCCUCCCUCUUGGGGCGAAUCAGUUAUUGUCCCAAUUUUCAAGAAAGGCGCUCGCACUUCAUGUGCAAAUCAUCGCAGGAUUAGUCUUAUUUCGGUUGCCUCUAAGCUGUUGGCAUCCAUUCUACUUCGUAGACUAUCCCCAGUACGUGAAUCGUACUACCGUGAAGAACAAGCUGGUUUCCGUCCUGGCCGCGGAUGCGUGGAUCAAAUCUUCACGCUCCGCCAACUCCUUGAACAUCGCCACAUUUAUCACAGGCCCACUAUCGUUGCAUUCCUAGACAUACGUGCCGCUUUUGACUCCGUUGAUCGACCUGCUUUAUGGCGUUGCUUACUAAAGAACGCGGUGCCAGAGAAAUAUAUCGCCAUCUUACGAGCACUUUACCUUCACACAUCCGGCAGAGUGAGGGUCUAUGGCAAGCUUUCCUCGCAAUUCACUGUCAAUAGCGGUGUGCGACAGGGCUGCCCUAUGUCCCCAUUCCUCUUCAACUUCGCAAUCGAAGACGUUCUGUCGAAUGCCCUAGAAGGUUUCCAACAUUUUGGCCUAGAGCUUCUACCGGGUGAGCGCGCGACCGACUUAGAUUAUGCUGAUGAUAUCGCCUUACUUGGUGACGAUCCUCAGGGUAUGCAACUCAUUCUGGAUCGUUUGGCGGUUGAAGCAUCUAAGUAUGGCAUGAGCUUCGCCCCAUCGAAGUGUAAAGUACUGCUCAAGGAUUGGCUUUCACCUGCACCCGUGCUCACUCUCCAAGGUGCACAACUUGAACAGGUAGAUAGUUUCGUCUACCUUGUUAGCUGUGUUUCUGCUGACGGCACUAUCAACAAAGAAGUUUCGCUUCGUAUCGCUAAAGCUCGAUCAGCAUUUGUCAAUCUGAGGCACUUGUGGCGUCGUCGUGACGUCUCAUUCUCACUAAAGGGCCGCGUCUACAGCGCGUCCGUUCGCUCAGUAUUGUUGUACGGGAGCGAGUCCUGGCCGAUUCGCGUGGAAGACAUGCGUCGUCUUUCUGCGUUCGAUAACGGUUGCUUAAGGAGGAUCGCUCGUGUUCGGUGGCAACAUCGAGUUACCAGUAAUGACGUUCGACGUCGCGUCUUGGGGAAUGCAAGCAUUUCCUUCAACAAACUGGUUUUGUUGCGCUAGUUAAGAUGGCUCGGUCAUGUCCUACGCAUGGCACCUGAGCGUCUACCGCGUCGCGCUCUAUUCGCUCGUCAAGGACCUGGCUGGAAGCGACCGCGUGGUGGUCAGCCUUCCACUUGGCGGCAGCACAUGAAAUCGCUGACGUCGUGUCUAGCCGCUGUUGGUUUAGUACGUCUUCCAGGAUGGGGACCCAAAGAUGGCGAGUGCCAAUGGCUUAGGACACUUGAAGACAUGGCCCGCAACCGAAAUCAAUGGAAGAAUUGUGUACAGUGUUGUGUUGAUUCACAUGUUUAAUUCUACAAAAAUUGAAAAUGACAAAAAAAGAGAAAAACCGGCGUGUGACAAACAAACUAAAAAUGUUUUGUUCUGUAUUUUUGUCAAAAUAUUCCAUUUUCUUGCGGCAUAUUAGCUGAAGUGUGUUGCCCACCUUCAGCUAGCAUGCCAUUACGAUUAUGACGCAAUGACUGUCUCUUAUACACUGAUUUCCGUGGUUUUCUUGGCUCUAUGUCUAGUUAC